AUGGAAGAGGUACCGCUGCAGCCCAUUGAUGUGUCGUUGGCGACGAGCCGAGGUGUUGUCGUGCACCAGCGCUUUGAGAACGAAGACCAACAACCGCUACCGUACGCGCCGCAGGUCACGUACCGCGUGAGUCGCCUCCCCGAGGACAAGCUUGUGCGCAGCGACGUCUCGGACGCCGGCUGGACGCCAACUAGUGCCGAGAUUGACAAGCUCGACAAGUUUCUGCUCCUGCGCGAAGAGUCGUCGCUCGGUCUGCAUAUACUCCUUGCGCUCUUUGGGUGCCACACGCUUUGGCCGCUCACGCUCCACUUCGUUCUCGACGGCACCUCGAACGAUGUGUUUGUCGCCCGGCGGCCGUUCCAAAUGAGCGGGUUCUACGGCUGCCCGAUGCGAAUGGACGUCGAUGCUGUCCGCGGCUCGGAGCUCGUGCGCAUCGGUUGCGCGCGCGAGUAUUUCUCUCCGUACGGCGCCAAGUGCUACGUCUUGUGUUGCUUGUGCACCACGUACACGGACAUUGACCGGUGCGACGGUGACGCCAUUGCGACGCGGUACACGGUGCGCACGAACCUCUGCUGCUGCGGCCGCGUCAACAAUUGCUGCGGCGGCACCCCCGGGAAGCGGGACGCCAUCUACGACAUCCUCGCCGCAGGAGGAAACACGGUGUCGCACUUGCAUCUCGUGGGCGGCGAGUGGAGCCGCGCGUUUGUGCUCGAGUUCCCACCCGACUCGACCGCCGAAGAUCGCGUUGUCACGGCGCUGUUUCAGAUCCAAACUGCAUUCUUCGAGCCCGGGCCCACCUAA
This is a messenger RNA of Saprolegnia diclina VS20, 801 nucleotides long. RefSeq lists its product as hypothetical. Lineage: Eukaryota; Oomycota; Saprolegniomycetes; Saprolegniales; Saprolegniaceae. The record is from RefSeq and is a predicted model, not a curated record. The transcript has a single exon. Bases 1 to 801 code for a protein of 266 amino acids.